Adineta steineri is the source of this 1102-nucleotide messenger RNA. Lineage: Eukaryota; Metazoa; Rotifera; Eurotatoria; Adinetida; Adinetidae. The record is from the annotation of a GenBank genome assembly.
AAUAGUAUAAACCUAUGCGAUCUGUUGCUUCAUGCGCCUUUCAUAGAAGAAUCGAUUAAACCGAAUAUUGAUUAUAUAAAUACAAUGCUUCACAUCACAUUAAUAAAAUAAAUUAUUUCAUCUUAGCAACAAUUUCAUUUUCAUUUUUAUCUCUAUUUAUUAUAAGCAUGUCUUGUAAAAAAGUAUAUGAGUAAGUAUAAAUAUAAUAAAAAUAAUUAUUUAUGAAUAUGUUUUUUUUGUUUUAAAGUAAAUUAUGGAAUAAGUAUAUUUGUUUAAACUGAAAAAAUGUAAUUCAGUUUAUUUCUAUUAAAGUUAUUUGGAAAAAUAUGGUGAUUUUCGUGAACGUUUACAAAUAAUACAAAACGAUCAGCAAUGUAUAACACAAUUUCAAUUACCACAAUUAAAAAAACGAUCUUUACCAGAAGUUAAAAAAAAGGAUCGACUAUUAUUACCAGUAGAAUAUUAUUGUAAAGAUAAAUUGGAAAAACUAAUACAAUCUGAAGAUUUUCCAAAUAAUAUUUUUUCAACCGAUACAAUAUCUCGAUCUUUAAUUGAGCCAAACGAACAUAAUGAAGGAUCUAUCAUGCAUUCACUCGCAAAUAAGAUACACAAAUCGGAGAUUGACACAAGCUCCUCACAUAAUCCAUAUAGACAACUUCUCGAACGUCUUCGUAAAGCCGAUAAAAUGCAAUCUGAUAAAUUCGAUUCUAAAGUUACUAAUAUUCAUAUUCAAAAUUUUCUCUCUUUCUUUCAUUCACUUGAUGACACUACAUCUAUAAUCGAUGAAAAUUUAUUAACAUCUCUAUUUUCUGUUAAUAAUCAUUUAUCAUCAUCUAUAUAUAUACCAACAAAUAUUCAUCAACUCAAUACUGUACCAAAAACUAUACUUCAUUCACUAAAAACUGCUCCACAUAAUAAACAAAUACAUAACAAAGUAGUAUCAAAUAAAUUCAAAGAUUCUACUGAUCAAGAUAACGAAUUAAAUUUAAAAUUAAUUAAUACUUAUACUAUCAAAGCAUUUAAAGAAUAUUUAAUUCAUCAUGAUAAAUCCACACGAUUACCUAAAUUAUUUCAUGAUAUUGAUCGAUUACAUCAAAACUAA